AUGGGCGACCUGGACCGGGCGAUCGAGCAGCUGCGGGCCUGCCGCCUGAUCCCCGAAAGCCAAGUUCGCGAACUGUGCUACAAAGCGCGCGAGCUCCUGAUCGAAGAAGGCAAUGUCGUCUCCGUCGACGCGCCCGUCACCAUCUGCGGUGACAUCCACGGCCAGUUCCACGACCUGAUGGAACUAUUCCGCGUCGGCGGCGACGUCCCCGACACAAACUAUCUAUUCAUGGGCGACUUUGUCGACCGAGGCUUCUACUCUCUCGAAUCCUUCCUCUUACUACUCUGCCUGAAAGUCCGAUACCCCGACCGCAUGACCCUGAUCCGCGGCAACCACGAGUCACGCCAAAUCACAACCGUAUACGGCUUCUACGAUGAAUGUAUCCGGAAAUACGGUAGCGCCAAUGUCUGGCGCUACUGCUGCGAGGUCUUCGAUUACCUGGCCCUGGGCGCGAUCGUCCUCGGCGCGAGCUCAGAGCUCGAACCCACCGCAUCUAACAUCCCACAAUCCUCAAUGCCCAUCGACGACAGCGAGCUAGAAACAGAAGUGCUCAACUCUAGAGGCGAGGUUACCGGAAGUACUUACCGCCCCCGCCAGCGUUCUUCCUCCGACGCAUCUACAGACUCCCGAAACAUUUCCCCGCCACGCGACAUCUCCGCCGCUCCAGGUCAAGCUGGCGCGCCGUCGCGAACAGGUGCUCCAGGGACAGGUGCAAGUAGCGAUGGAAAUGGAAGUGCCACGACCAGCCAGACCGGCGCGGUACUUUGCGUGCACGGUGGACUAUCACCGCUCAUCGACUCCGUCGACAAGAUUCGAUUGAUCGAUCGCAAGCAAGAAGUGCCGCAUGAAGGUGCCAUGUGUGAUCUUCUCUGGUCUGACCCGGAUGAGAUCGAAGGUUGGGGUCUGAGUCCUCGUGGAGCUGGCUUCCUCUUUGGUGGUGAUAUUGUUAAGCAAUUCAACCAUCUCAACGGACUCUCUCUUGUUGCGCGUGCCCACCAGCUUGUCAUGGAGGGUUAUAAGGAGAUGUUUGAUGGUGGUAUCGUGACUGUUUGGUCUGCGCCGAACUACUGCUACCGAUGCGGUAACGUUGCUGCUAUCCUCGAACUUGGCGAAGACGCUAGCGGUGGCGGAACUGUUGCUCGCAGUAACGGUGAAUAUGGCCGGAGCAAUGGACUCGCUGCGCAGAAUAGAGUAGUCAGUCCUGGAAGGAGGUACCGUGUCUUUGAGGCUGCGGCACAGGACACAAGGGGUAUGCCUGCAAAGAAACCCGUCGCUGAUUAUUUCUUGUGA
Molecule: messenger RNA, 1290 nt
Organism: Penicillium antarcticum
Lineage: Eukaryota; Fungi; Ascomycota; Eurotiomycetes; Eurotiales; Aspergillaceae
Product: serine/threonine-protein phosphatase
Exons: 3
Coding region: 1-1290 (429 amino acids)
Biological process (GO): peptidyl-serine dephosphorylation; double-strand break repair via homologous recombination
Cellular component (GO): nucleus; cytoplasm
Molecular function (GO): protein serine/threonine phosphatase activity
Source: RefSeq, a predicted model, not a curated record